This is a messenger RNA of Dovyalis caffra, 423 nucleotides long. The record is from the annotation of a GenBank genome assembly. NCBI's taxonomy places the organism in Eukaryota, Viridiplantae, Streptophyta, Magnoliopsida, Malpighiales, Salicaceae.
AUGGAAAAUGAGUCGUUGUUAGCAUCCCUCCGGACGGAGCGAAUGGAGUUGUUGUUAGCAUCUCUCAAGUUAGAGAAGAUGGAGAUACCAAGGGCAUUGCUUAAUUCGAAGGGGAUGGAUAUGUUGUUGGAGAUAGGGGAUGAAGCUAUUGUAGGUGUCUUUCAAGUUAGAGGAGAAGGAGCUACUAGCAUCCUUGAAGUUAAAGGGGAUGAAGAUACUAUUGGUGUUGCUCAAUUUGAAGAGGAAGGAGUUACUAGGGCCCCCCAAUUUGAAGGAAAAUGUGUUAUUGUUAGCAUCCCUCAAGAUAGAGGGGAUGGGGUUGUUGUUGGUGACUCUCAAGUUAAAGAAGAUGGAGAUGCUAUAGGCAUUGCUCAAUUUAAAAGGGAUGGAUAUGUUGUUGGAGCCGUUGACACCAUUAAUUGA